Molecule: messenger RNA, 1164 nt
Organism: Aptenodytes forsteri (emperor penguin)
Lineage: Eukaryota; Metazoa; Chordata; Aves; Sphenisciformes; Spheniscidae
Gene: PSMA1
Product: proteasome subunit alpha 1
Exons: 10
Coding region: 151-861 (236 amino acids)
Cellular component (GO): proteasome core complex; proteasome core complex, alpha-subunit complex; nucleus
Source: RefSeq, a predicted model, not a curated record
GACAAUGAUGUCACAGUUUGGAGCCCUCAGGCUGUAGGUUCCCGGAAAGCCAUUAGUACACCUCUAAGCUUCUGUGAGCCUGAAUGAUGCUUAGGUGGGCCCUGUCACCUCGAAGUACUUAAGGGCCGAAUUCAUCAAAUAGAAUAUGCCAUGGAAGCUGUGAAACAAGGCUCAGCUACUGUGGGGCUGAAAUCAAAAACGCACGCUGUUUUGGUUGCUUUAAAGAGAGCACAGUCUGAGCUGGCAGCUCAUCAGAAAAAAAUCCUGUACGUUGACAACCAUAUUGGUAUCUCAAUUGCUGGACUUACUGCUGAUGCAAGACUCUUGUGCAAUUUCAUGCGUCAGGAGUGUCUGGAUUCUAGAUUUGUGUUUGAUAGACCUCUUCCAGUUUCUCGCCUAGUGUCACUAAUUGGAAGCAAAACCCAGAUACCAACGCAGCGUUAUGGCAGAAGACCGUAUGGCGUAGGACUGCUCAUUGCGGGUUAUGAUGAUAUGGGUCCUCACAUCUUCCAGACUUGUCCCUCUGCAAACUAUUUUGACUGCAAAGCAAUGUCCAUUGGUGCUCGUUCACAGUCAGCACGAACUUACUUGGAGAGACACAUGACUGAAUUUACUGACUGUAAUCUAAACGAGCUAGUUAAACAUGGACUGCGUGCCCUGAGAGAGACUCUUCCUGCUGAACAGGAUCUGACCACCAAGAAUGUUUCCAUUGGAAUUGUUGGCAAAGACAUGGAGUUUACCAUCUAUGAUGAUGAUGACGUAGCACCAUUCCUAGAAGGUCUUGAGGAGAGGCCACAGAGAAAGCCUGCUCCACCUGCUGAUGAACCUGCAGAAAAGGCAGAGGAGCCGAUGGAGCACUAGUUGGUGGACGAGUUCCUCUGUGUCAACGUAUGUCUAAUUAUACAGGAACGUUUCUUCAUUUGCUGGUAACUUUAUCCUCACCUAUAUGCAUUUUUUGCCAAUACAUUCUGAGGAUUACUCUUAAAAAAGAAAGAAACCAACCCACCUACCCUUAAAAGGUAGACAGGAGGUCAUAAUUGGGUGUAUUUUCUUUGACAAGAAAGGUGUAAUCAUUUUCUAAAUAGUACAUGAUACUGUUUUUUAAUGAAAAGCGUACUGGCUUUAACUUGUAAGGACAAGUGAAAAUAAAUCACUUUCUUGGAA